Lodderomyces oxycetoniae is the source of this 972-nucleotide messenger RNA. RefSeq lists its product as uncharacterized. The transcript has a single exon. Bases 1 to 972 code for a protein of 323 amino acids. Gene Ontology annotation, biological process: endoplasmic reticulum to Golgi vesicle-mediated transport. Lineage: Eukaryota; Fungi; Ascomycota; Pichiomycetes; Serinales; Debaryomycetaceae. Gene Ontology annotation, cellular component: endoplasmic reticulum-Golgi intermediate compartment; COPII-coated ER to Golgi transport vesicle; Golgi membrane. Gene Ontology annotation, molecular function: D-mannose binding. The record is from RefSeq and is a predicted model, not a curated record.
AUGUUUAGUAAAAUCCCUAUCCAAGCUGAAUCUUUUGAAAUGGAAUUGACUUUUCAUAUACACAACUUGGUCGCAAAACACGGAUUGGUCGGUGAUGGUCUAGCCGUGUGGUUUCUAGAUAAACCAAGCAACAUUGGUGAGGUGUUUGGCGUUACUAAUCUUUUCAAUGGAUUAGGAAUAAUGAUCGAUACCUAUAAAAAUGGUAAACGAGGUCAAUUUCCUUACGUCAAUAUAAUGUUGGGCGAUGGCAAAACUUGGUACAAUAAGGGCACUGACGGGUACGAAACCAGACUAGGUGGAUGUACAGCAAAGGACAUUUUGAACCCAAGUAAAGGCCAAACUAAAAUGAGAUUAAUUUAUAUGAAAAAUGGAUAUCUUUCCAUUGAUUUCAAUUACAAUGGUAAGCAUGAAGAUUGGAAUAAUUGUGUCACUUUAACAAAUGUUCAAUUACCUUCAAUCAAGUACUUGGGUUUCAGUGCAGAAACAGGACAAUUAUUUGAAAACGCCGAUAUAAUUGAAAACAAAAUGUUUGCCUUGUAUAAACCAAAUGGAGAUUUUGUUGAGUCGAUAGACGAAUUGAAUGAUUUGAUAAGGGAACAAAAUGAACUUGACAAUGAAGUAGGCUCUUUGAACAAAUUGGAGGAAAUGGAUAUCAAAUCAUCGCAAUCGCAAAGACCUAAUGGUCAGAGGAACAGAGCGUUCAAAAAGAAAUUGAGCACUCAGAGACGAAGAACAAUAAGUAGAUUGAAGAAUGCCGAAAAGAGAAUUAAGGAACAAGAAAGAAAGUGGAGGUUGGAGACAUACGGUGAUGAAAAUGCCACGUUUAUUAAGCGGAUGCUCUGGUCAUUGACAACUGUGGUCAAGAUUGUACUAUUUGUACUUAUUAUUGUCAUUUUGAUUUGGUUUGCAUUGAUAGGUUUCAGAAUCCAAAAACAAAUAAGGAGACUGAAAACUAAAGGAUUAUUAGAUUAA